AUGCGGGGUUCUCUAAUUUUUCUGCUCUACGCCGCUACCUUGGCGUCUGGCAUGGUCAUCACCCCCAGACACGCUGGCGAGGCUCAUAUUGCUGUCCGCGGCGGUGGUGACGACCAUGGCGACGGUGGUCCUUUGUGGGGCGGUGACCAUGGAGGUCACGGUGAUGGUGGCCACGGCGGCAGUGGUCCCCCAGAAGAGACCACUCCCCGCGAGACUGAGACCCCUCCGCCUUUUGAGACUUCCCCGCCUGUCGAGACCGGCACGCCUACUAUUCCCCCAGGUGUGACGCCCACCUCGACACCUGUUGAGACUCCCCCGCCUAUUGAGACCUCUACCCCGUGUGAGACGGACACGCCUACUAUUCCCCCAGUUGUGGCGCCUACUACUCCCCCGGUUGUGACACCUACCUCGACCCCAUGUGAGACUGAUACCACGACUUUGCCUCCAACUCUGCCUCCCUAUACGACACCGACGUCAACUCCCUGCGAGACUGAUACCCCCACUGCUCCUCCUGCAAGCUCAACUCCCUGCGAGACCGACACUCCUACCUCGCCUCCUCCUGUUAGCACUACGACUGGCCAUACUGAGACUCCCACCACACCUCCUCCCGCUUCUACCACUCCCUGCGAGACCGACACUCCUACCUCGCCUCCUCCCACUUCUACCACUCCCUGCGAGACCGACACUCCUACCACGCCUCCUCCCGCUUCUACCACUCCCUGCGAGACCGACACUCCCACUUCUCCUCCUGCGAGCUCGACUCCCUGCGAGACCGACACUCCGACCUCGUCUCCUCCUGUUAGCACUACGACUGGCCAUACUGAGACUCCUACCUCGCCUCCUCCCGCUUCUACCACUCCCUGCGAGACCGACACUCCCACUUCUCCUCCUGCGAGCUCGACUCCCUGCGAGACCGACACUCCGACCUCGUCUCCUCCUGUUAGCACUACGACUGGCCAUACCGAGACUCCCACCACGCCUCCUCCCGCUUCUACCACUCCCUGUGAGACCGAGACCCCCACUGGCACUCCUCCGGUUAUCGUAACCACCACCUACACCACGACUACCUGCCCAAUAACCUGGAGCACCGUCACAAGCGGCACGUCAACCUACACCCACCCCGUGACCCAGACCAGCACGAUCACUGUGACGUCUGUUUCUACCUGCACUGAGGGUUGCACUCAGCCCACAGCCCCUCCCACCAAGCAUACGACUCCCCCUGUUGUUUCCACAACUUCUGUCGUAGUGCCUCCUCCAGCUACUGAGACUACUGUUCCAGCCACUAAGCCCAGCGCCCCGACUACUGAGUCCACUAUCCCGGCUACGCAGCCUAGUGUUCCAGCUACUGAGACCACUGCUCCAGCUACUCAACCUGGUGUUCCAGCUACUGAGCCUACUGCCCCGGCACAGUCGAGCCCUGUUACUUCUUCCACCUCCGCUCCCCCUGCUUCCUCCUCGCCUGCUUUUAACAGUUCUCCAGCUCUCCAGAAGUCGGCUGCAAUUUUCAUCCCUGGCUUAGUUCUACUGUUUGCUCUGCUCUAA
Penicillium hordei is the source of this 1542-nucleotide messenger RNA. RefSeq lists its product as uncharacterized. Lineage: Eukaryota; Fungi; Ascomycota; Eurotiomycetes; Eurotiales; Aspergillaceae. The record is from RefSeq and is a predicted model, not a curated record. The transcript has 2 exons. Bases 1 to 1542 code for a protein of 513 amino acids.